UUACUCUCUAUAUAGGUAUAUCUCCCCAUCUACGCGCUCCCUCUACGCGCUCCCUCAGCAAUGCUCCCCUCGCGCUGCCUGCGCCGCGCCGCCGCGCCUAGAAAGCCGCCCACCACCCCGCGCAAACCAUUUCCCCGCAGCGUCGCCGUCAUCACCGCCAUCGGCUCCGUCGCCGCCUUCUACCAGUACCAGUCGGGCGGCCGCAUCCACCGCAAUGUCUACGCCGAGGCCCACGCCCCCGCCCCCCGCUUCGAGAAGCACUACCGCGUCGGCGCAACCCCCGAGGAGACGCGCGACAUAAUCAGCUCCCAGCACCUGCAGGUCAAGCGCAGCUGGGAGCAUCCGGGCGUGUACGCGUGGGGCUCCAACACCGGCAAGGUCGUCGCGCCAGACUCGGACGAGCAAUUCGUAAAAACCCCGCGCCGGAUUCCUUUCUUUGACGGCGUGCUGCUGCGCGACAUUAAGCUGGACCGCUCCUUUGGCGCUGCUAUCAAUGAGAAGGGAGACCUGCUGCAAUGGGGCACUGGGUUUGACAAGGAACACUCCCAGCCCGCUGUCACGCUGCGCGGCAAGGACUUGAGGUCCCUCGUCAUCAGCCGGGACCGCAUCAUUGGCCUCAGCGGCAGCGGUAAUGUCUACUCGGUCCCCGUGGCCAAGGCCGAGCAGGAGAAAGGCAACAAGCCCUCCGAGAGCUCGUGGGUGCCCUUCCUCUCUUCCACCUCUCCCAUCGCCUACCGCACUCUUGAGCCCAAGAGCCUUCCCUGGGGCGAGAAGGUCUCCGCCCUGGCCGGCGGCCUCGAGCACGUCCUGCUGCUCACAGACAAGGGCCGCGUCUUCUCCUGCGCCGCCAGCGACUUGGACUACCCCUCCAAGGGCCAACUCGGCAUCCCCGGGCUGAGCUGGAACACGCGGCCCGCGGGGCCCUACGACCAGCCACACGAAGUGUCGACGCUGCGCGGCUUUGACAUCUCCAGGAUCGCGGCCGGCGACUUCCACUCCCUUGCCGCGGACAAGGACGGCCGCGUCUUCUCCUUCGGCGACAACGCCUUCGGCCAGCUCGGCUUCGACUACGACGCCGACGUCCCGUUCGUCGACUCCCCCGCCCUGCUCCCCGUACAGGCCCUCUACCGCGGCACCGGCCUCACGCCGCGCGUCACGGCCAUCGCCGCCGGCGGCCGCAACACGUACUUCACGGUGGACGCGGCGCGGGCGGCAACAACGACCCCGACGUCCAACCCCGCCGACAGCAGCAACAGCCUCGCCGCGCAGCACCAGCGCCGCCGCACACCCCCCGUCACGGCCGACACCUGGGCCUGCGGCCAAGGCAUCUACGGCGGGCUCGGCAACGGCCGCUGGACGCACAUCCAAGGCCAGCCGGUCAAGAUCCCCUCGCUGUCCGCGCUAUUCGAGUACUCGGAAACGCAGAACCAGACGCUGCCGAUCCGGCUCGCGCGCCUCAGCGUCGGCGCCAACCAUGCCGCCGCCGUCAUGGCCAACGAAGCGCACGUGGCAGCGGGGCCCGCGGCCGCCGGCGCCUCCGUCGCAGACACGAACUGGGGCGCCGACGUCGUCUUUUUCGGCGCGAACCAGCACUUCCAGAUCGGCACGGGCCGGCGCAACAAUGUCGCUGUGCCGACGUAUUUGGCGCCGUUGGACCACGCGGCCGAGAGGCGCGUGCGUGGGAAGGAGGAACAUCGGCUGCAGAUUACGCCGCGCUGUCGGGUUAGGGUUAAUGGCAGGAGCGUGGAUUUGGAGCAGCGGGUUGAGUGUGGGAGGGAGGUUACGGCGGUGUAUUCGGGGGUUUGAGGGCGCGGGUGUGCGUGAGAGAGAGAGUGUGUGUGAGUGUGAAAAUGAACGGAUGUACGGACGGACGGACGGACGGACGGAGUCUUCUGCUACUGCUGCUACAUGCAUGCUACUGCGUAUCUUGGAGCGGCGUUUGGAUGUUUGGAUGGCUAGCUAGUUCUUGGGCUUAGUACCUACCUAGGUAGGUAGCUGGGUAGUCGGGAAGCGGGGGCAGCGCCGGGAACCAAAAAAGGUGACAAAACGAGGAGGGAAAGGAGGAGAAAGAGAAGGAGACGACGAUGGCGUUCAUGCAUGCCUGUAUAAUACCUACCUCUCCGCCACACAAGGCCCGAAAAAGCACGUUUGCUACUUAUACGAUAUAUAUACAUAC
Messenger RNA from Aplosporella prunicola CBS 121167, 2176 nucleotides. RefSeq lists its product as uncharacterized. Gene Ontology annotation, biological process: mitochondrial respiratory chain complex III assembly. The transcript has a single exon. Lineage: Eukaryota; Fungi; Ascomycota; Dothideomycetes; Botryosphaeriales; Aplosporellaceae. Gene Ontology annotation, cellular component: mitochondrial inner membrane. The record is from RefSeq and is a predicted model, not a curated record. The coding region runs from base 61 to 1806 and encodes 581 amino acids.